AUGAAUACAUCUUAUUUGAGUGAUGCAUAUGAUUCAUUCUUAAAUGAUAUAAAACAAGCGAAGCGAAGAAACAAUUUCUCCAACACACACAUAUUACUGAAUCAAAAUUUAAGUAACACGAAUGACGAGGGGAAAAAUGAUAAGCGCGAAUUUUUCAAUGCGCAUGAAAAUGAAACAGAAUACAGUGGUGAGGAAAAAGACAGGAUGUCAGUGGAAGAGAAGCGGCAACUAGAACUUGAUGAAAAAGAAGAAGAUGAGGUGUCAUGGCUACUUAAUAGUGAAGAAAUCCUAGAAGAUGAUGAAAUAACUGAAAGAGAGUCAGUUUUAGACGAAGACAGAGCCAGUGAAGUGGAAAAAGAUGUGGAACAAGGAAAGGAAGGUGAAAAUUUACCAGAAAAUAGACAGUCCGAGUUUAGCGCAGAAGACAGACGACAAAUAAACCUAGUUUUACGUCAACUAGAGCGACCACCAUGCAUAUUAAUGCCGUUAUACUAUUUAUGCCGGUCAUGUUGUAGUACUCUGAGGCAAUACGUAUUGAAAUUCGACUUCGUAAAAAGCACUGGGAUUCACUGCUAA
Molecule: messenger RNA, 576 nt
Organism: Trichobilharzia regenti
Lineage: Eukaryota; Metazoa; Platyhelminthes; Trematoda; Strigeidida; Schistosomatidae
Source: the annotation of a GenBank genome assembly